CGAUGCGCCGGUAGUGUGUCUCAGUGCGUCUGCUCCUGCCGGACAAGAUGGCGGAUGACAAGGGUUCACCAAAGUUAAAGGACCUUGCAUUUCUCAAGGAUCAGCUGGAAGGUCUACAACGUAGACUGGAAAGCGAGGUGCAAGCUGGCGUCACUCAGAACGGCUCGUUCUUAACUUCUCCAUUCUUGAAAGGAUUCCUGGCUGGAUAUGUCGUUGCCAAACUUAGGGCUUCUGCAGUCCUUGGCUUUGUUGUUGGAACUUGCACCGGCAUCUAUGCAGCUCAGUCCUAUUCAGUGCCUAAUGUCGAGAAGACCAUAAAGGACUACCUUGGCUCUUUGAAGAAGGGGCCAGAUUAAACAAGAAAUGCUCACACUCCAUUAACUACUCCUACCAAUGCUUUAAGUGCUUUAUACUGACUGGAUAUAACAUUUAGGUACCUCUCAUAUUGCGCAAUCCGCUGCUGUCUGCAAAUAUUUCAACUGGAUCCAGUGAAGGGAAAUUUGGCACAAUAUCUUCAGCAGGCCUGAUAACCUAUUUUUUUAAGUGCUUUCUCUGGUUGUGCACCACCUGAUGCAUUAUAGUUUGUAUUUUGGAGAAAAUGCAAUGGUGUGAGGAGCAAAUUUAAAAAAAAAAAAAAAAAAAAAAUGAUGGCAUCCCGUAUUUAUUGGCAUGAAUUGCUUUUGCAGGACAAUCAAUGAACUCACUUGGUUUUAAUGCUUUCAGCAUGAAUUGUCUUGCAUUUGGUCAUGAAGUUUAAAUACGGCUUACUAACUAGAAUCAUGCCUGUGGACCAGCUUUUAAGUACUAGUCACUUGUGGAAAUGUAUACUUAGCUAUUGUAGGGUUACUAUAAAUUAACAUGUCAAUUAUAACCUGUAAUAAUUUUCUCUUUCCAGUUACAUCUACUCAUCCGUAUAUUAUUAAAUGACAGGUACUUAACACCGUGA
Spea bombifrons (plains spadefoot toad) is the source of this 946-nucleotide messenger RNA. Its product is annotated as SLC35A4 upstream open reading frame protein-like. The record is from RefSeq and is a predicted model, not a curated record. The coding region runs from base 48 to 356 and encodes 102 amino acids. The transcript is spliced from 3 exons. Lineage: Eukaryota; Metazoa; Chordata; Amphibia; Anura; Pelobatidae.